This is a messenger RNA of Hirundo rustica (Barn swallow), 5595 nucleotides long. It is a transcript of the gene ACER2, whose product is annotated as alkaline ceramidase 2. NCBI's taxonomy places the organism in Eukaryota, Metazoa, Chordata, Aves, Passeriformes, Hirundinidae. The record is from RefSeq and is a predicted model, not a curated record. Gene Ontology annotation, biological process: ceramide metabolic process. Gene Ontology annotation, molecular function: hydrolase activity, acting on carbon-nitrogen (but not peptide) bonds, in linear amides. Gene Ontology annotation, cellular component: membrane. The transcript has 6 exons. Bases 28 to 855 code for a protein of 275 amino acids.
GGCCGGAGCGGCGGCUGGGCGGGCGCGAUGGGUGCGGUGCUGUGGUGGGACCCGCUGCGGGCCGGCAGCUCGGAGGUGGACUGGUGCGAGGACAACUACACCAUCGUGCCCGCCAUCGCCGAGUUCUACAACACGAUAAGCAACGUCUUGUUUUUCGUCUUACCGCCCAUAUGUAUGUGCUUGUUCCGUCAAUAUGCAAUCUGCUUCAACAGUGGAAUAUAUUUAAUAUGGAUUCUUCUAGUCGUGGUUGGGAUUGGAUCUGUUUAUUUUCAUGCCACCCUCAGUUUCUUGGGCCAGAUGCUGGAUGAGCUGGCUAUUCUCUGGGUUCUGAUGUGUGCUCUUGCUAUGUGGUUCCCUAGGAGAUACUUGCCCAGAGUUUUUCGAAAUGACAGGACCCGAUUUAAAGCUGCUGUGGGUGUUUUGUCUGGAGUUACUACCUGCCUGGCCUUCAUAAAGCCUGCCAUUAACAACAUCUCGCUAAUGACGCUGGGAGUUCCCUGCACAGCUUUGCUCAUUGCUGAAUUGAAGAGGUGUGAAAACUUGCGUGUGUACAAACUGGGUCUCUUUUCAGGUCUUUGGUGGACAUUAGCACUUUUCUGCUGGAUCAGUGACAAAGUGUUUUGUGAGAUCUGGUCCUCAUUUAACUUUCCCUAUUUGCACUGUGUAUGGCACAUUUUAAUUUGCCUUGCGGCGUAUCUGGGAUGUGUCUGCUUUGCUUACUUUGAUGCUGCCUCUGAGAUCCCUGAGCAGGGCCCUGUCAUAAAGUUCUGGCCCAGUGAAAGGUGGGCAUUCAUUGGAGUUCCCUACGUCACCCUCCUCUGCGCACACAAAAAAACAUCUGUGAAGAUUACAUGAAGUUGGAAGCCAUGGAAUGGGGAUGGAUUUUCAAGUUAUAUUCCAGCACCAACAAUAUUUAUAUAAUGAUAAAUGAUUAGUAUUGUGUUUUCUCUUCUUCCUAAGAUAGGCAGCACUUCAAGUGUCAUAGGAAGAGGAGGGAAGUGUGUUCAUUCCUCUAUGAAGAAAAGGAAGCAGAAGCAUGGGGGCACUUGAACACUAAAGUAACAAAAUAGCUUCUUUGGUUUUUGCAUUGUUUUUUAUGCAGCAUUUCUCUUGAUAAAAGCUCUUUUCAAAUACCAGGAUCAAGGAAUGAUCUUUUUGUAGUAGGGAUCUACUGGUGGUUGAUUCACUUCUUUUGCAACUUUCUUUGUGAAAGAAGGCAGUCCGAGAUGCCUACAUGCCAUCUGUGUCCUUCUUAGCUCUGAUUUUGCUGUGCUUAUGCACGGCCACAAGAGUGUGCUCGAAGCCUAUGCUAUUCCCAGCCUGGUGUGGCACCCAGGCUGUGCAUUGCUUUGGAUCACAGAAUACAUGGUUGCUUUCCUAGGUACAACAGGAAUUGAGUGUUUGCAGCUGGAUUACUCUGUAAGUGCACUUAGGCAGUGUAAAUGCAGAGGGAGCUGACAGAGGUCCCUAAAACUAGGUAGGAGUUCAAGAAUUUUAUUUUAUUUCCACUGUCCUGUGCAUACUUGUAUGCUGAACAUUUCCUUCUUGCAGAAAUGUCACAGAAAUCCCUCUCUACCUCUUGAGACAUGUUUGGUCUUGAAUUUGGCAUUGAAGUGCUCACAGAAGUGAGAACAUUGCCUUCAGUAAGAUCUCAGGUCAGCAAUUGAUCGACAGUGUGAUUAAACUAUAAAAACUCAUAGGUGCCUAGCUGCAUGUCUAAUCUGAGAGCUGACUUCUCACUAACGCAUUACAAAGUGAUACAAACAAUAGUCCAGUGCUCCACUCUUUAUACUUAGGAAAAAAGCAGAUAACUGCUUAAAAACCAAGCUGAAGACUUAGAUUUCAGUGAGCAAAGAGAUGUGAUAUUGAGUCGUGCACUCUUGCAACAGAUUUCAAUUUUCAGGUUUUUUUUCUCCAUUUUGUAAAGAUAAAGGAUGUCUAGAUCCAUUUAGUUUUAAGAUUAUUGGCUUUGAGGUUCAGGAAUGGUGUUGAGGUUCAGGAAUGGCUAAAGUUCUUGCAAGCAUUUAAUAUAAGGUCUGUUUAAAAAACUGGUCCAAAGUGCAGGCAUGUUUUUCAAGUAUGAACAAUUGUAGCUGCUAAUAGCUGCAGUUUUGGAGGAAAAAGUUCUCACAUUCCUCAGAACUCUAAGCAGGAUAAGGCUUUGAAUGUACACUUUUAUUAAUAAGUGUUAUGUCCUUUUUUAGUAUUAGACCAUGAAAUAUGUUUUUCUCUUUUGCUCACAUAUUAUGUUGUACUUGUUUUUUAUCCAUUCAAAAAUGUACUCUGUAAAGUACCAUCUCUAUGAAAGUGGUUUUUAGCAAGAACUUUGGGUUGAAUUAAUUUUCAAGCAUUUAAAAACCUUUAUUACUUGUAUAUUAAAAUUUAUGCUUAGAAAGCAAGAAGUAAGGUGUAUGCUGAUACUCUUGAAGCAGAUUGUUAGUGGGAGAUAUGACUUUUUCAUGAGACCUUCAAAACAGGUGAGUAGACUACUGUCAGAUGACUGCCAAAUCAUAAAAGCAUUAUAAAACAUUUCCAAUGGAACACUACAUAUUUUACACUUGUUAGUAGGUUUGAAACAUCUUUUUUUUUGGACACAAAGUGAUACAAUUUUUUGUAUGAGACCUGUUUGUAAAAAUUUAUGUAGUGAUGUUUGUUACUCUUUGAAACAAAGUGCUUUUUCCUUUUCCUUCCUCUCCCCCUGCUUAUGAAAUUCUCAUCUUCAAACGCUUCUCAGGUAUUAAAAGUUCUGUUAUUAGAUCCUUUUACAGAGAGGAUUGCUGGCUGGAACCCAGCUAAGUUUUUUGAUGCCUAACAUAGCCCUACUUUGAGUAAGACUUUUUAAUAGUGUUUGCUAAAUUAUUAUGUUAUGGUAAGUAAGUUAUUUUCAGUAUUGCUUGGGAACCUAAUAACUGCAGACAUAAUGUACUGUUUAAAAUGACUGGAGCCUUUCUACUUAAUACUUUGCUUGAAAGCAACCUGUGACUCAAAUGGCUCUAGUAAAUCUGCUGUCAGUUGCCAUCUUCUACUCUGCGGAGUCUGACUGCGCAUGAAGUAGUAACUUUGUAAUUUUAAAAAUCUCAGUAGGUCAUUCAGCUAUUGAAGAAGUAAAUUAAUGCAGAUAACAGGCCAAGAAUAGUCUCCUGUAUUUUUAUUAUCCAAUCUCUAGCCUUGUUACCCUUAGUGAGAGAUUUUGUGAACAAAGAUCACUAUGUGUUCAAAGCUUCUCUGGGGAACUGGUUGGAGUAUUCCUCUGUAGCAGCAGCUCAUCACUUUUAGAUUUAGCUAUUGCACUUUACAUUAAAUUAGUAUUAACUUACAUAACUGAAAAUAGAUACACUUAUUUAAAAAAUAAAAAAACCAUGCAUUUUUUACAAGAUUCACAGUUUUACAGAUUGCACCUACACAAUAAUAUUAGUACCCAAAGAAGUAUAUGAAUGGCAGAAGGGUUUGUGCUCUGAAUCAUACAGAUUGAUAAGAGUAUGCACAAGGACCUAUAUUACACUGCAGUAUAAAGUUAUUUAUAUGCACCUGCAGGUUUUAAAGCCCCAGAAUGCUUGCUUUCCCUGCCAGCAGGAAGCGAGUUAGUUCCUAGUGUUUAGGUUCAGUUAGUAUUUUAGUCUGUUUAGUGGCAUGGUAAACAUUGGCAUGUAAAUACUGACAUGCGAUAUUCAUAAUUUCUUUAAUGUUAAACUUCAGGGGUUUUAAGAAAGGAUGGUUAGUUUUCAGUGGUAGCAGACACCCAAUUCACAGUCACUAGCAACUCAAGAUGUACUGUGUAAGGAGUUGUGUAGGAUUGGGGGUUUCUUCCUUCUCUAUUUAAGUGUAUACUAAAUGUUUGUGGAAAACAUGUAAUACUUUGCAGCAUUAAACUGUAUUUAGAAUAAAUACUGUUUGAUUUUGCAUACAUCAUGUUUGUGGAGAAGAAUGCAGCUGCGAGUAUAAUGUCUUGAACUAUAAGGAUAUUUUUUUCCUUACACAGUUAUCAGCAAUUCUGAUUCUUAGGAGGAGGGAGACUGCAUUAGAGAGAAUACAAUUAAUUAAUGAGAUAGUGAGUACUUUGCAUUUCAAACUGUUUUUACAACUAUAACAAAUAUUUGAAAAGUGCAAGCCUGUGAAUCAACAAAGACAAGUAGCAAGAAUGGUUAAAAAUGAGUGGCCUGUAUUUCCACAAAUAGACAAAACUGCGUCAGAGUGAGUACAUCUGAGAGAACAAAGUGGGGAUCUUCAGUGUAUGUUAUCUAAGACUGUGCUUCCAAUGUAAGAGAGUGAGAUUGUGGCUAUAUAGUAGCCUUGCACCUGCCCUUCGCCUCCUGCUUCCCUUUUACCAUGAUUCCUCUCACUUUAUGUAAAAGACCAUUUUUGAGACAUUCAUGGAUCUUCAUAAGCAAUUAUAAUCAAGCUGGAAAUAGCUGUUGUGUGAAAGCAUAGCUAUAAUUCAAGUAUGUUACUCACUCAGAAUUAAUGUCUGUAGCUGCUAAAAAUUAAAAAACAGCUGGUGGGUUGGCUCAUUUAUUGUUGUGUCACUCAGUCUGCUCUUCUCUGGAAUUUAUGGACAUGGUUUCCCAUGGCAACAAGAAGAGCAUCAUCAUACCACUGCAUUUCCCUGAUGCUCCAUGCUUAUUUUGUCUAAAUCUGACAAGAGUCAAGAGCCUUGGAGGUAAUUUUCUACAAACUGUGCAAAAGAUGGUCAGGUAGAAAAGCCAGGCCUCUGAGACAAGCUGUUGUUAAAAUAAUAGGGAACUUAACCAGGAAGGAAAUCAAAGCAGUGCUCAGAUUCUGCAUUCACUUUCCCUGUGGCUUGUACCAGCUACAGCAUCCGGAGAUCCUUACACAUGGAAGGAAUUUCACAUGCUUCUGUUCCAGAAAUAGAGGAAUUACUUUCUUGUGUAGCAAAGAUCAACAAUGUUUUCUCCAAACUCACAAGGCAGAAAUUCCCCCGAGAUGUUGGUUGGCAAUGUCUUGUAUUGCUGUACUCCAGGGUGUUGGUUGAACACAGUGGAUGCUGAGAAAGACUGCAGUUUGAAGGAGGUGACUUGCAUGCCUCAAACUCAAGAACCAUAUGUCUUGGAUUGUGUAACCUAAAAAAAUUUGUAUUCUAUUUCAUCUGCUGAAAGCUGUUUUUUGGGAGAUGUUUUUUCCUUCUCUUGUAACUCCAGUGGGGAGAGGGGCGGAUGCCUUCUGAUAAUGGCCCAGCCAUUAAAACCAGGUGGGACAGUGUUUCUUAUCUCUUUCACCACCCCUCCGUCCUCCAGGGGGACAUCUUCUGAUAAUGGGCCAUUAGGGCCCACCAAUGACAUGGCACAUUCCAUCACCCCAUUGUGAGAUGCUCCACACAGUGGGGGAGGAGUCACUGUUCCUAGCUAGAUAAAAACUGGGACUGAAGGACACAAGGUAUCUGGGUUUUCCACUGGAAUCCUGGAGGAAGACCAGACCCAUCUUGUCACCACUGGACUUUCUACAGGUCCAUCUCUACUCCACAGAACCACAUCUGUUACUCCAGGAGGACUUAUUUGGACUGCUUCCAAUACCCUGACGAAGAGGGUGCCAGGUCAUAUCCCUGACUGUCAGGGUUUUUUCUGGGAUUUUUGUUUGCUU